AUGGCGCGCAAAAGGUCGAGGAACGACGGCAACGCUGUCCGAGCUGCCUCACCUUCCGAUAGGGACGCACUUCCAGCCAAAGUAGUGCUGGGAGAGGACGCAAAUGCCUUGCCUGGCAGCCGGAAGAAGCGUCCACCACCGCCGCCCGCCGAUAACGAGCUCGAUCUCGAGAAGCUCAUCUUCGGCGGCUCCUCUUCUCUCCUGUCUCACCCUUCAACAUCCAAGAGAACUACGGGCGAAGACGUUGUGCAGGACGACAGUGAUGGCGAAGAUGAUACGGCAUCUGCAGAUGAAGGCGUAGCGGACGAUGAUCUUUUCAUGGUCGAUACCGCGGGCGGCGACGAUGAUGGGCAGCUCGACGAUCAGCAAGGUGGUCUUGUAUCCGGCUCACAACAGGGCAGUGACGAAGACGACUCGGACAACGAAGACAUUCUCAUCGAUCAGAUUGCCGCUGCCGGCUCUAGCACACCUGCCGUUAAGAAGCCAAAGCGCACAAAGAGGUGUGUUUGGACCGACCCAGACGACGAAGCGCUCAGCAUCGACCUCACGCGCAACAACAACCUCGCAGCCAACGGAUCUCGUGUCGGUGUCGCUCGCCUUCGGCGUCUACGGGAAGAGGUCGGCGAGAGCAAAAUUAGCGGUCUCGAAUAUGAGCUGCGACUCCGAGCUCAGUUCGAAAAGCUUCAUCCCCGACCCGGGUGGGCGUCGUUCCGACUCACAUCGCUGUCUCAGCAACCAGAUGAUUCGGAGGAAGGGUAUGGCGAGUCUGCCGUCAUUAUCAAUGAGGACGUCAGCAAGGGUAUCCACGAUCUUCUUCGUAGCGACACGGGUUUGGUCGAAGGGUACGGCUCACGCGAUCAGGACCUCGCCGGCAAAUCUGUCAAGGCUCGCGGCAAGCUCAAAGCGGGUGAAAUCGAGCUCGACCGUCUGCGCAACGCCAACGAUGCCCAAAACGCAAACGCCAUUGCGGCCGAAGAGUCGCUUCCAGGCAUUGAGAUGGUGCGCUUCCAUCCUAGCCCUCGUGCGAGUGUCCUCAUGACUGCAUCGAAAGAUCGUCGUGUGCGACUCUUCCAGAUCGACGGCAAGUCCAACCCGCUCGUCCAGACGAUUCACGUGCCUGACCUGCCGAUCCAGCACGCUUCGUUCCACCCGUCCGGCUCGUCGGCGCUCAUUUCGGGCAAUCGCCCUUUCCUGUACGCCUACGACCUGCAAGCUGGGCGUGUCGUUCGAUCCGUCCCGUGGCGUGGCGCUGGAUCGCUCGCCUCGCAGUCAUCUGCGGAGGACGACGGCAACGAGCUCAACUUGUCGGAUGCCAAAUUCCAACCGCACACUGCCGAGGAAGGCAACCGAUUGCUGGCGAUCGGUGGUAGACGCGGUGUCGUGCAUCUGUUGGACUGGGGGCGCUCGGGGGCUGCCGGUGGAACGCGGAUUGGCGGUGUCCGCAUGAACUCCCCGCUCGCAGGAUUCACGUGGGACGCUGCUUCGGUGUUGGGUGACAGAGGCACGGGCAUCGGCGUCACGGGCACAGGCAAGGAUGUCGAGCUGUUGACCAUGUCCAGUGAAGGGAGUGUCCACUUGUGGGAUAUCAGGAACAUGGGUCUUGAAGUCGGAUGCAGUUCCAUCUGGAACGACGCUGGCUCCUUCGGUGCUAAAGGACUGGAAGUUUCGCCCAACGGCAAGUUCUGGUCGGUCGGAAGCGACGGCGGUAUCGUCAACGUCUACAAGCGUCCCGCCGACUCGUACUCGCCCACCACCAGCACCUCUGUCAUCCCGUCGUCACGUGCCAUCGACGCGGUGCUCGGAAAGGUCCCCGGUGGAUCUAUGGAUCCAGUCAAGACGAUCGAAAACCUCGUCACCACCACCACCACCAUGCGAUGGAACGGCGACGGACAGAUUCUGGCUGUAGCAUCCAAGCUCAAGAAGGACGCGUUGCGACUGGUGCACUUCCCGAGCAUGAGGGUGUUUAGCAAUUGGCCGACGUCCGGUACGCCGUUAGGUAGUGUGAGCUCGGUCGAUUUCAGUCCUGCGAGCCAGUAUGUGGCGAUUGGAAAUACGAGGGGUAAGGUGUUGUUGUAUUCGUUGCGACAUUAUUUGUAG
Pseudozyma hubeiensis SY62 is the source of this 2097-nucleotide messenger RNA. RefSeq lists its product as hypothetical. The transcript has a single exon. NCBI's taxonomy places the organism in Eukaryota, Fungi, Basidiomycota, Ustilaginomycetes, Ustilaginales, Ustilaginaceae. Gene Ontology annotation, biological process: rRNA processing. The coding region runs from base 1 to 2097 and encodes 698 amino acids. The record is from RefSeq and is a predicted model, not a curated record. Gene Ontology annotation, molecular function: protein binding. Gene Ontology annotation, cellular component: Pwp2p-containing subcomplex of 90S preribosome; small-subunit processome.